Aspergillus wentii DTO 134E9 is the source of this 861-nucleotide messenger RNA. Its product is annotated as class II fructose-bisphosphate aldolase. The transcript has 2 exons. Gene Ontology annotation, biological process: carbohydrate metabolic process. NCBI's taxonomy places the organism in Eukaryota, Fungi, Ascomycota, Eurotiomycetes, Eurotiales, Aspergillaceae. Bases 1 to 861 code for a protein of 286 amino acids. Gene Ontology annotation, molecular function: aldehyde-lyase activity; zinc ion binding. The record is from RefSeq and is a predicted model, not a curated record.
AUGACCUGGCGCGACUCCAACAUCCACAACCGCAUCCUCCGCGACGCCGAAGCCGGCAAGUACGGCGUCAUCGCAGCGAUCGCAUACAACAUCGAGCAAAUUCUGGGCCUCGUUCAAGCAGCCAAUACCGCCCGGUCGCCACUCAUUAUCCAAUUCUUCCCAUGGGCGAUCGAAGCCUCGAAUGGGUUACUCGUGCGCACUGCAGCAGACGCCGCGAAACACGCAGAUGUGCCCAUCAGCAUCCACCUCGACCAUGCGCAGUCGGAAGCCAUGAUAAAGCGGGCUGCCGAUACGCUUCCCUUUGAUAGUAUCAUGGUUGACAUGUCGCAUUAUGAGAAGGAGACCAACCUGGCCAAGACGCGGGAGCUGGUUGAAUAUUGUAACCAGCGAGAGAUUGCGACUGAGGCCGAGCCUGGUCGUAUUGAGGGAGGUGAAGAUGGAGUCAUGGAUACGGCUGGCUUGCAGGCAUGUAUGACGACGCCAGAGGAGGUGGAAGAAUUCGUGGGCACUGGAGUGGAUGCUCUGGCACCGGCUUUUGGCAAUGUGCAUGGCGAAUAUGGACCUCGGGGACCAGACUUGGAUUUUGAAAGGUUCAAUCAAAUCCGCUCCCACGCAAAUGGAAGAGUGCGUCUAGCCGUUCACGGCACGAAUGGAUUUGCUCCGGAGCUGCUGCAGCGUUGCGUGGAAGCCGGAGUCACCAAGAUCAAUGUCAACCGGCUGGUGCUGGACGACUACUACGAUCAUCUACGGGUGAGUGUGGGCAAGAUGCCGCAUACGCAGCUCAUCGAGGAGGGCAUUCAGAAGGUGGCGGAUCUUACGGUGAAGUGGAUGGAGAUUUGCGGGUCUGCUGGAAAGGCAUAG